AUGUUCGUUUUUGAGCUCAUCACCAUCAGGCUGGUGCACAAGUUGGCCUUCGCUGCCGUUGUAGGGAUUUUGUCGAAGUGGUUCUAUGGCCGCCGGCGGGAGCGUCAGGAACAAGAGGCUUUUGCGAGACUGAAUGGGUGCCUUCCACCCCAAAGUGAAUUCAAACACCAUUGGCCGUGGGCUCUUGACCUGAUCAAGAGACAUGUAGAGACAGUAUUGACCGAUCAUGCACUAGCCUUGCAAGUCGAGUUCACGGAAACACUGGGCAUCACUUUUGCAGCAUACAUGUUUGGGUGUGUUGGCUACUUCACCUCAGACCCCCGGAAUAUCGAGGCAAUCACGAAUUCCCGCUUCCAAGAUAUUGGACUAGGCUGUCGUCGUCCCGCCUGUUACCCCUUCCUCGGCGAAGGCAUCUUCACGCAGGAUGGUCCGCCGUGGAAACAUUCCCGCGAAAUGCUCCGUCGCCAAUUUGCGCGAGUUCAGGCAAGAGACUUGGAAACCUUCACUGAGCAGGUCGAGAUCUUGGUAUCAACCUUUCGCAACGCAAAGGGCGUCGUGGACCUCCAACCGGCCUUCUUCCGCUUCACGCUUGCAACAUCUACUGCGUUGCUUUUCGGCGAAUCAAUUGAGACGCUCUCCCGAAACGAGCAGAAAGAAUUUGCCGAGCAUUUCGACAGAGCAUCGCGAAUCACGGCUGUGCGACUUCCCCUGGCCGAUCUCUGCUUCCUGUACAACACUUGGGCUUACCGCAAAUCAUGCAAGAUUGUCAAGCGCUAUGCCGACUACUUCGUCAAGAGGGCUCUCCGGCAUUCUGAAGACCACGGUUACGAGGAAGCAAGUGAGAAGUACGCCUUCAUUCUCGACCUCUAUAACGAUUACAAAGAUCCGACUCUAGUUCGCGACCAGCUCGUCAAUGUCUUGCUUGCCGGCCGAGAUACCACAGCUUGUACGAUGUCAUGGACAAUCUUCCACCUCGUUCGAUAUCCUGACAAGCUUAAGCGACUUCGUGAAGAGAUUAUGGCCGCAGCUGGCGCUCAAACAUUGAUUACAAGGGCGCACACCAGAAACAUGCCAUACCUGACAGCGGUUUUAAACGAAAUUCUUCGACUCUAUCCUCAAGUUCCGAUGAACACCCGCUCCGCAAUCAGGACGACACUGCUCCCCAAGGGCGGCGGUCCAGACGGCGAAGCUCCGGUCCUUGUCCCUCGAAAAGCCGGUAUCACAUUCAGUCCAUAUCACAUGCAUCGCCGUAAAGAACUUUUCGGUGCAGACGCCAACGAAUUCCGUCCGGAGCGGUGGUUGGACGGCAGUCUCUCGAACAUCGGUUACGCUUACAUGCCCUUCCUCCACGGCUAUCGGACCUGUUUAGGCAAAGAUUUCGCUCUAUCCGAGGCAAGCUACGGCAUCGUCCGGCUACUUCAAGCGUAUCCGAGUCUCCGGCUUCCCCCUGAUGCAGUCGUUGAGCCCACAGGGCAGGAGAAGCAGAUGCUGACGCUGGUCGUUUCGAGUUUGGAGGGAUGCAAAGUUGUUCUCGAUUGA
Molecule: messenger RNA, 1539 nt
Organism: Exophiala xenobiotica
Lineage: Eukaryota; Fungi; Ascomycota; Eurotiomycetes; Chaetothyriales; Herpotrichiellaceae
Exons: 6
Coding region: 1-1539 (512 amino acids)
Molecular function (GO): oxidoreductase activity, acting on paired donors, with incorporation or reduction of molecular oxygen, reduced flavin or flavoprotein as one donor, and incorporation of one atom of oxygen; heme binding; iron ion binding
Source: RefSeq, a predicted model, not a curated record